AUGGGAGUUGGUUUUGUAUGCUUCGAAACUGGAAAACUUUCAAGCUUAAACAAAAGUUUAAAUUUAUUAAAAAUUCAUUUUAUGUUUCAUUUGGAAGUGAAUUCUUCUCACAAUAAAUUAUUCAUUUCUGUUUAUAAAUUCAUUCAAUUUGAUGCAGAAUUUCCAAUAAAACGUGGGAAAAUCUAA
Molecule: messenger RNA, 186 nt
Organism: Clunio marinus
Lineage: Eukaryota; Metazoa; Arthropoda; Insecta; Diptera; Chironomidae
Source: the annotation of a GenBank genome assembly